Scatophagus argus is the source of this 1583-nucleotide messenger RNA. It is a transcript of the gene dpm2, whose product is annotated as dolichyl-phosphate mannosyltransferase subunit 2, regulatory. NCBI's taxonomy places the organism in Eukaryota, Metazoa, Chordata, Actinopteri, Scatophagidae. The record is from RefSeq and is a predicted model, not a curated record. Gene Ontology annotation, molecular function: enzyme regulator activity. The transcript has 4 exons. Bases 137 to 388 code for a protein of 83 amino acids. Gene Ontology annotation, cellular component: endoplasmic reticulum membrane; dolichol-phosphate-mannose synthase complex. Gene Ontology annotation, biological process: GPI anchor biosynthetic process.
AUCAAUACGUACACAACCUGUGUUCCCUUUGUCAAUCAAUAGGGGGCAGCAGAGACCCUAAGAUGCAUCUUGUCAGCAUGAUUUGUCAACAGGAAGAAGAAUAGCAGGAAACGUCAGCAAGCAGUACCUGUUAGAAAUGGCUACAGGUGUGGAUCAAGCAGCUGGCAUGAGCCUCGUCGUCUUCAGCCUCCUGUUGUUUACAUACUACUCUGUCUGGGUCAUCAUCUUGCCGUUCGUGGACAGCGAUCAUGUACUGCACAAGUAUUUUCUUCCUCGAGAGUACUCAGUCAUUCUACCUGGCAUUGCGGCAGUGAUAUUGCUCCUCUGUAUAGGGGCAUUCACUGCAGUUGUCAUGUGGAAGAAUCGCAAGCCAAAGAAAGUGGACUGAUCUUGGGAUGUUAGAUGGAAUGCAGUGACUCGAUGCUAAACCCCCUCUGGUUGCCCUGCCAACAGAAACCAUACCUCCAUUCUGUAAUCCCCAGAACAGCUGACGUUCACACUCACAGAGUUAUAUGUUUUUUUAAGAGAUGUAUUUUCUAGUUUGGUUAAAAUUAGUUACUAUUUUUUAAAGUCACUGCGUGUCAAAAUUGAAAACUUUAAAUUUUUGGCCCCUUUAGUGGUAGAAUAAAAAAUACACUGAGAAUGAAUGUUCUAAGGACAAAUUACAAUGUUUGCAAAAAUUUGCACCAGGAUUGUAAUAUUUUUCUAUAAACUUAAUUAUUACAACAGCUGAGAGUAUCUUAAAAGGUCACAUUAAACAUGGCUCCAGAUUUGUCUGAAGGUUUUGAAAUUGCUCAGUGAGUCACUGUUACAGAAGGUGUUCUUAAGUAUCUGACAUAUAUCAAGAUGGAUAUUGUGUCUUUACUUCCCAUGUACAAAAGUGAAGCCAAAAUAUCUCGGAUUUGAGUGGUGCCAUCUUGUUGUCGUGAUGUCAUUUGGAGCCAGAGUCUGUGCAGUAGUGAUUGUGUGGUGGAACUGCUGUAUCGGGUUCCUGCCCGUACAUACACCCCCCUGACCCAUUCACAAGCAGCACUCAUCUAUCUACCCAUCAGUAUCUCAGUGGACCCUUUCACCUACUCUGUUGUACCAUAUUGUACUUGUACUUCGUGAGAAUAUAAAAACACAUUAACACCUGUUUCUCUUUUAAAAGGGAUAAUACUUCCAUUACGGCAGGAUAUAAAUUUGCGUAGCUUGCUGGUUGUUUUCAAGUACAUCUGACUCACAUACACAGACUCUGCUGUCAGGCCCAUGUUGAUUUUCUUUGAUUGUUGUUUUCAUCGUCAAGCGUCAUUAUCAUCAUCAUUAUUGGGCUUUGGACAGAUGAUUCCGUCCACAGUCUUUUUCUGCUUUGAAGACGUCAGGAGGACUUUAAUGAAAGCAGCAGGGGUCUUCUGCUGUAUUUCUGUAAAUACUGUAACAAUAUGUCAAUUUCUGUAGUGUGUUAAAGUAUGAAUGGGGUUAAUUGUGAAUUGUUUUGAUUGCAAACCAGAAUUUUGUCUGGCACAAUCUUACAGCGAGGCUGAAAAUGGGACCAGAGGUCUGUGUUUUUUUUUCUGUUCAAUAAAAUGUUGUUGCUAAGAAGC